Messenger RNA from Solanum pennellii, 1233 nucleotides. RefSeq lists its product as uncharacterized. The transcript is spliced from 4 exons. The coding region runs from base 1 to 1233 and encodes 410 amino acids. The record is from RefSeq and is a predicted model, not a curated record. Gene Ontology annotation, molecular function: nucleic acid binding. Lineage: Eukaryota; Viridiplantae; Streptophyta; Magnoliopsida; Solanales; Solanaceae.
AUGGUCAUUUACAUGAAUGUCUACAAUUUGCUGGUUAUUGUAAAUUCAAACUUGUUGAUUCAUAAAGUUCAAGGAGAAUGGGCUGUGAAGUACCCGAAGAUUAUACCUUACAUACAACAUGUAAAGAAGUUGUGCAAAAGAUUUCGUAAGAUCGAGUUCAGACAAACCCCUACAUUACAGAAUGAAUUGGACGAUGCUCUUGUCACAAUCGCUUCAAUGAUCAAUCAUGCAGACAAUGAUUAUAUUAAUCCUCUAGAUAUAGAGCUAACAGAACAUCCAGUCCAUUUUUCACAUCUUGAAGCAGAAUCGGAUGGUUUGCCAUGGUAUUUUGAUAUAAAGAAGUAUUUGGAGUCUAGAAUUUAUCCUGAAGAUGCUACAUCCAGCCAGAAGAAGUUGAUACGCCAUAUGGAUCUUAAUUUAUUUCUAAGAGGAGAAGUCCUUUAUUGGAGGACUCCAGAUUUGAGUCUUCUCAUAUGUGUUCAUGCUGUUAAAGCUGUGAAGCUUAUUGAACAGAUACAUGCCGGAGUUUGUGGCACGUAUAUGAAUGGGUUCACUUUGGCAAGAAAUAUCCUCCGAGCCGCUUCGGGUAUGGAUGUCAUCGGUCCAAUAGAGCCAGCUGCUUUUAAUGAUCAUAGAUUCAUUUUGGUUGCCAUUGAUAAUUUCACCAAUUGGGUGGAAGCAGCUUCUUACAAGACGAUAUAUGUGAGCAAUUCAAGAUCACGCACCGAAACUCAACCACUUAUCGCCCUGGAUGAAUGGAGCUGUAGAAGCCGCAAUAAGAACAUCAACAAGAUUAUGUGGAAAAUGGUUGACAAUCAUCGAGUAUAUGGAACAGAAACAGUCAUACCUGCUGAACAUGAGAUACCGUCAUUGAGAACCAUCCAAGAAGCUGAGUGGAGUAACACUGAAUGGGUUAGAAAGAGAACCAAUCAGUUAACUUUGAUUGACAAGAAGAGAAUGGUGGCUGUUUGUCAUGGUCAGUUGUAUCGUCAAAUAAUGAUUCGUGCUUUUCACAUGAGAGUAAGAACUAGAAUUUUUGAAGUUUGUCAGUUGGUGCAUAAGCACAUUUUUCCACAUCAAGACGAAUACAAAGGAAAAUUCUCACCAAAUUGGCAAGGUCCUUACAUGUUUCACAAAGUAUUAUCUGGAGGUGCUUUGGUCCUGUUGGAGAUGGAUGGCACCGCAUGGACUAAACCUAUCAACUCAGACGCUGUCAAGAGAUACUACAUGUAA